AGCGAGUAAGGAAAGAUGCGAGGACGGAAGGAAGCGAGGAAGCAAGGAAGGAAGGAAGCAAGAAAAGAAGAGGCGAGGAAGGAAGCGAGGAAGCAAGGAGGGAAGGAAGGAAGCGAUGAAAGAGAGAGGCGAGGAAGCAAGGAAGGAAUGAAGCGAGGAAGGAAGGAAGCAAGGUGGGAAGCAAGCGAGAAAGGAAAGAUCCGAGGAAGGAAGGAAGCAAAGAAGGAAGGAAGCAAGAAAAGAAGAGGCGAGGAAGAAAGGAAGGUAGGAAGCGAGGAAGGAAAGAAGCAAGGAAGGAAGGAAGCCGGGAAGGAAGGAAGCGAGGAAGCAAGGAGGGAAAGAAGCAAGGAAGGGAGGAAGCAAGGAAAGGAGGAAGCAAGGAAGGAAGGAUGCGAGGAAGGAAGUAAGCGAGGAAGCAAGGAAGUGAGGAAGCAAGGAAGGGAGGAUGCAAGAAAGGAAGGAAGGAAGCAAGGAUGGAAAGAAGGAAGCGAGGAAGGAAGGAUGCAAGAAUGCGAGGAAGCAAGGAAGGGAGGAAGGAAGCGAGGAGGGAAGCAAGGAAGGGAGCAAGAAAGAAAGGAGGGAAGUGAGGAAGGAAGGGAGGAAGCGAAGGAAUGUAGUGAGGAAGCAAGGAAGGAAUGAAGCAAGGAAGCAAAGAAGGAAGAAAGCGAGGAAGGAAGGAAGCAAGGAUGGAAGGAAGCGAGGAUGGAAGGAAG
This is a messenger RNA of Owenia fusiformis, 713 nucleotides long. Lineage: Eukaryota; Metazoa; Annelida; Polychaeta; Sabellida; Oweniidae. The record is from the annotation of a GenBank genome assembly.